GUGUGUGUGUGUGUGUGUGUGUGUGUUGGUAGUGGAGGCUUGUAUUCAGGGCCUGGGGACUGCCAACUAGAACUACUCGUGCAGUUAAAUUAUGGCAACUUCUCAGUUGCCACGCACUGUUAACCUACUUCCUUUCUUUAAUAUUGUUCUUUGUUCUUGGGGAAAUGCUCUAAGAAAAUAGGAAUUUCCCCUCACGAUGGUUCCUCUGGAAGUGUGUGUCAGUCUAAUUCCUAACUCUGCUCUGGGUACUACUACCCAUUUUCCUUGCUUGCCAACUGCCUGGGAUUAUGCUUAACUGCCUAAUGGGGGAUUCUAGACAGACGAGGAAACAGCCUUCAAGUGCUGUACCACAGCAUACUAAGUCAUUCCCUGUUGUGCAGUCUGGAAAUCAGGGAGCACUUCUGGCAAUGAAUGCUAAUGAGCUGCUAAAGAUGCCAAAGUGUGCUCGCACACAUGCGCUUUCUUUCCCCUCCCCCCUUCUUCCUUUCCCAAGCCCCCUCUUCUCCCUGUUUCCCCUCCUACUUUUUUUUUAUCCCCUCCCUCUGUGUCUCAGUUCUGCACUACACAGGCUGAAGCACAUUCCUGCGUUGCAAGGCUUUCUGUUAAGGAUUUAUGUGGUCUUUGUUUGGAUUUCACCAUGCAGAAUUACAGCUGUUCAGAGGAGACUCAUUACAACUCCUGCUGAAGCUCCUAGGCUCCCUUCUUCUGUCCCUUACCCCUAACCUUACUUGGCUUGAAGACAUUGUUCCCCGAGGUUGUCUAACUCCCCUGGUGCUAUGUGUAUGGUGAAUCUGGCACUAUGGCCACAUCUGGGACUGGCCAGACAACUGCUGUUGGCUUUCCCUAUUACAAGAAGAAUAUAAAGGGGAAUUGCACUGCAUGCAAUGCACCAAAGCAGCGGCAUCGGGAGCCUGGGGACUAAGGCUCCUCUGCAUUAUUACACACACACAAAGCUGACCGCGAUGACAGCAGCUGCUCCUUUGAACUGUUGGCAGCAGCCAAGCGGCAGCAUGAAGUGAGUGAUCUCUCCUGAGCUCAAGAUGAACUCCAGCUUGGAUGGUAAUCAGAGCAGCCACCCCUUUUGUCUCUUGGCAUUUGGCUACUUGGAAUCUGUCAGUUUUUGCCUUUUGGAAGUGCUUAUUAUUGUCUUUCUAACUGUACUGAUUAUUUCUGGGAACAUCAUUGUGAUUUUUGUAUUUCACUGUGCACCUUUGUUGAACCAUCACACCACAAGUUAUUUUAUCCAGACAAUGGCAUAUGCUGACCUCUUGGUCGGGGUGAGCUGCCUUGUACCCUCUUUAUCACUCCUUCACUACCCCCUUCCAAUACAGGAGUCCUUGACUUGCCAGAUAUUUGGUUUUGUAGUGUCAGUUCUGAAGAGUGUUUCCAUGGCCUCUUUGGCCUGCAUCAGCAUCGACAGAUACAUUGCCAUCACUAAGCCUUUAACCUAUAAUACCCUCGUUACGCCCUGUCGAUUGCGCCUUUGUAUUUUCCUGAUUUGGCUGUACUCCACCCUGGUCUUCCUGCCCUCCUUUUUCCACUGGGGCAAACCUGGCUAUCACGGAGAUGUGUUUCAGUGGUGCGCGGAAUCCUGGCACACUGACCCCUACUUCACCUUGUUCAUCGUGAUGACGUUAUAUGCCCCUGCAGCCCUCAUUGUCUGCUUCACGUAUUUCAACAUCUUCCGAAUCUGUCAACAGCACACAAAGGAAAUCAGCGAAAGGCAAGCCCGCUUCAGCAGCUCGAAUGGGGAGACUGGGGAAGCACAGGCCUGCCCUGAUAAACGUUAUGCCAUGGUCCUGUUCCGAAUCACUAGUGUGUUUUAUAUCCUCUGGUUGCCAUACAUCAUCUACUUCUUGUUGGAGAGUUCCACGGGCCACAGCAACCGCUUUGCAUCCUUCUUGACAACCUGGCUUGCUAUUAGUAAUAGUUUCUGCAACUGUAUCAUAUACAGUCUGUCCAACAGUGUAUUCCAACGAGGACUAAAGCGCCUCUCAGGGGCUGUAUGCACUUCUUGUGCAAGUCAGACCACAGCCAGGGACCCUUACACAGUUAGAAGCAAAGGCCCCCUUAACGGAUGUCAUGUCUGAAGGGGCUCCAGGCUCAGUCACUUGGAGCAUGUGUGUGGAGAGUGUAUUGUGGUUUAGCUUUCUCUUUUUGAAUAUCUGUAUUCCCAUUUCUCUAGAAGAUCUAGGGCAGAAUACUUGGACUCUAAGCAGCAGCAAGCAAAUGUUCUAUCCAAAUAUGAACUAGGUUUACAGAAAUGCUUUUCUAAACGUGAUUAUGAAUCAAGAAGGUGCAGAAUCAUGAAGAAAAAAUGCUUUGGGUUCCAAUAUUUGAAAUGUCAUGGAAAUGACUACAGUUCUCAGAUUUAAAAGGAAUAAAGCCAUAUCUAACACCUUUCUUUAGUUGGCAUGGCUGAACCUGGGUGUGAAACGCGUUAGCAUUCUAAAAAGUCAUCCUUUUCUUGUCGAUUUUCCGGAUUCUCCCUUGCUAUUUGGACUUCACAUGCAAUUGGUAACUUUCAAUAGGAAACACCAAAACAUACAAAUAAACGAACAGCAUUUUUAUUUUUGUUUUAUAUCUGUGCCAAAGUAUAAGUAUACCAUGAAUUUCAACAUUGUCAUAUAUCCAAAUGCUUUGUGUUGUGUUGUCUUGAGAGAAUUUUCAAUAGGGUAAGAAUGCGAACCCUUAAACAUUACUUUUAGAAUUUUGCAAUGAACCCUGAAGCACAGGUGCAAUCAAGUACAACAGUUUAUACAAAACCUAUGUUUUGUGCUGUGCUUCACAGAGCUCUAAAGAUACAUGUACAUAGAAUUGUGUUGCUGUGUUUUUGCCUUUGUGUUUCUAUACUGAGAAUAUUUGAAUUGUGAGUUAGUUUUCUCCUUUAGAACAAAAUAUAUUUAAAUAAGCUAAAAAAGCGAUAGGCUGUGCAUUUAAAUGGUGAAAAGUAGAUAAAAAUGAGAUUUUAACAUUACCUGUUGUUUUUAUUUUAAAACUUGUGAUUAGACCAGUAGGGUUAUGGUAUCAUAAGCAGUGGAGUGAGGAAACCAUACACCAUUGAUUAUAGGAAUAUAGUCCAGUGAUACUGUAAGUGUUCAUACGUGCAAAGCAUCGCAAAAAAUGUACAUAUGUGUGUGUCUAAAUAUAUAUGUGGAAGAGAGAUACACACUGUAAUAUAUUGAUUUUAAAAUAGGGAGUUGAGAUGUUUUCUUUGUGGCUAAGCAGAAUCAGCUAAUGUAGUAGUAACUAAUUCAUUUAGAAAAGGAUUUUUUCACAUACUGUUAAGGAAUCUACCAUGAAUGGUGGAGGAAUUCUUAAUUUAGUGAGUCUCUUAUUACUAUUCUCUUUCUGAAAACAAAAAAGUUUUGAUAUGCUUUUCCUUACUAGUUUGUUUUGUUUCCAAAGAACAAACAAAAUCUCUAGGAUUUUAUCAUUAUAUAGAAUUAUUAGUAGGAUAGUGUGUUUAUAUGUAGGAUUUUGUUUUUUAAAAGUGAUCAUCUUUAAGCAAGAAGUUUCUUUUUCAAAGGAGGGAGGGAAAUUUUGUGGCAGCUUUAGACAUUGAGUAUUCUCUAUUUUUCUUUUGGCUUUAAUUUUUAGAAAUCUUUGAGAGAAAUCUCUGCCUUUGGCUAGAUGUUACACAUGUGAUAUUCAGUGAGGUGGAAAUGGAAGACACCCAAGGGAGAUGGGUAAAAGUGGAUUUCUGAGUCCAAGAAAGGACAUGGAUAUUUAUAAAGCGGGCUGAUAUGCUUUGACUUUCCAUCCUGAUGUUAGAAUUCCCUCGUCCUCUUGUAAAUAAGAGCAGUGUCUUGUUUGGUUUGGUUUUUAUUUUUAACCCCUAAUAUGGAACUCAGGACCUUUCACAUCCUAGGCAGGUACUCUACCCACUGAGCU
This is a messenger RNA of Perognathus longimembris pacificus (Pacific pocket mouse), 3894 nucleotides long. RefSeq names its product G protein-coupled receptor 21 (gene Gpr21). The record is from RefSeq and is a predicted model, not a curated record. Gene Ontology annotation, molecular function: G protein-coupled receptor activity. Lineage: Eukaryota; Metazoa; Chordata; Mammalia; Rodentia; Heteromyidae. The transcript has 2 exons. Gene Ontology annotation, biological process: G protein-coupled receptor signaling pathway. Gene Ontology annotation, cellular component: membrane. Bases 1041 to 2090 code for a protein of 349 amino acids.